AUGGGAAACAAUGUAUGCGCUCCAAGGGGACAAAAUGGCUAUAGCUGCGACUUCGAGAUUGUCAGGAGUAACUUCUUUGGAAACCUUUCGGCAAAUAACUUUGACUCUGGCAAUGUCAGUGCCCUUGAAGAGAUGGAGCAAGUCGGAGCAGAUCCUGACAUUGCCGGGCCCGGCAUCAUGCUCUCGUGGAGCGAUCAGCAAAUUGUCCUUGGUAUUGCAAUUAGCACAGCUGCGUUUGAAGAGUGGUGCAGCUUCUCAACCUACCACCUUAACAUCAUCAAACACUGGCUGAUUCUCUCUUCCAUCACCCAUGUCAACGCCCUCCUUGUUCACUGCAAUUACUUCCAAAAGAAAAAGAUUGUGGCAACAACAUUGAGAGCUGGACUUAUCUCCCUUCAUGUCAUCUUCACCGGUGUUGUGGUAUUUGGACACGGACAAACUGCCGAGAACAAAAUCCCCGAAAUCCACCAUCAAACGCCCCUGCAAAUCCUGCCAGCAAGCUGCUUCUUUGCAAACUCCACAAGACCCAGCCUCAUUCAACAAAUGCAUGUGGAAAUGCCGGAAACCGAGACCAGUUCACUUUCGAGCAAGUCGCUGUUCAUCUGGGGAAUUGUGCUGAUUGUUUGCAGCAAGCUGACACUGUUACGUCAUCUUUGGGCGACUGAGGAUAGGAAGAAGCGUCGUUUCAUGGUAUGGUGCAUUCGACUAGCCCUGCUUGGACUGAAUGUGGCACUGGGUGUAAUUGCAAUCACUGGUGUCCAAAGCAUUCGCAGCUGGAUGAGUGAUGAAGGCUUGAUUGAUAUUUCAGACGGCUCGGAGAGCGAGUAUUCUUACGGGCAGUACCUCUCAGCUUAUCUGGCAUUGUUUGCUGCCUUCCAGAUUGCUGAAAGCUUCUUUGAAGAUAUUGAGGAGUAG
Molecule: messenger RNA, 915 nt
Organism: Podospora pseudopauciseta
Lineage: Eukaryota; Fungi; Ascomycota; Sordariomycetes; Sordariales; Podosporaceae
Exons: 3
Coding region: 1-915 (304 amino acids)
Source: RefSeq, a predicted model, not a curated record